Molecule: messenger RNA, 2020 nt
Organism: Physella acuta
Lineage: Eukaryota; Metazoa; Mollusca; Gastropoda; Physidae
Product: serine/threonine-protein phosphatase 2A regulatory subunit B'' subunit gamma
Biological process (GO): cortical cytoskeleton organization; positive regulation of B cell differentiation; T cell homeostasis
Cellular component (GO): centrosome; spindle
Source: RefSeq, a predicted model, not a curated record
AACCAAUACCAUACUAGCCGGGAAGCAAAAAUUUAAGAUGGCCGUAUAAACAAAAUUGUUGUAAUGUAGUCGAUGUAAAAUUUCUUGCUAGUUCAGACAUCACAGUUCACAGUUCUUCUUAGCAUUACUUAAAAUGCAUAAUACAUCAUGGUCAAAGACAUUACGGGAUUUUCUAAAAAAGAAACAAAAUAAACAUCAAACUAAGACUACAAAAGAAGAAGAAUUGGAAAUUUUUACAAAUGUAUACAAACAAUUUAAAGGUCUUGACAGCGACCACAAAAAUGUACCUAGUCUAUAUUCAAAACUUCCAUCUGAAGAUGAACCAUUGCUUAUGAAACUAAGGGAAGAGUCUAGAGCUUUAUUUCUUCAAAGAAGGAGUAGGGAACUACUAGACAAUGAUGAACUUCAGAAACUUUGGUUUUUAUUGGACAAACAUCACACACAUCCACUGAAUGGCGAUGAGCAGAUGAUAUCUUAUGAAGACUUUCUCAAAGUGCAAGAAGAGGCCGGAUCCAAGUGCAAACCUUUCUUUCAAGCAUCAGUAUUUUGUAAGCUGCUCCAGAAUGACCCAUAUGGUAGAAUAUCCAUCAUGCAAUUUUUCAAUUAUGUCAUGCGCAAAGUUUGGCUUCAUCAGACUCGUAUUGGUUUGUCUCUCUAUGAUGUUGCUGGCCAAGGCUACCUUAAAGAGUCGGACCUAGAAAAUUACAUUUUAGAACUGAUUCCCACACUACCCCAGCUCAAUGGACUUGAAAGGUCAUUUUACUCAUUCUAUGUUUGCACAGCUGUUCGUAAGUUUUUCUUCUUUCUUGAUCCCUUGAGGAAUGGGAGGAUUCGAAUACAAGACAUUCUUGCCUGUAGUUUUUUGGAUGAUCUGCUUGAGUUGAGGGAUGAAGAAUUAUCUAAAGAAAUGCAAGAAUCUAAUUGGUUUUCAGCACCAUCUGCACUCCGUGUUUAUGGCCAGUAUCUGAAUCUUGAUAAAGACAGAAAUGGGAUGCUGAGUAAAGAAGAGCUAGCUAGGUAUGGUACUGGAACAUUAACUGAUGUAUUUUUAGACAGAGUCUUUCAAGAAUGUCUCACUUAUGAGGGUGAAAUGGACUACAAAACAUACUUAGAUUUUGUUUUAGCCAUGGAAAAUCGCAGGGAGUCUCAAGCUCUAAGGUACUUGUUCAGAAUACUAGAUGUCCAGCACCAGGGUCACCUUAAUGUAUUCUCACUCAACUUUUUCUUCAGGGCUAUUCAAGAACAGAUGAAAAUCCAUGGCCAAGAGCCAAUCAAAUUUCAGGAUGUCAAAGAUGAAAUUUUUGAUAUGGUUAAGCCUAGGAAUCCUUUGAAGAUCACACUUAAUGAUUUAAUUAAUAGUGGCAAAGGGGAUACAGUAGUGAGUAUUUUGAUUGACCUCAAUGACUUUUGGACCUAUGAGAAUAGAGAAUAUCUUAUCCCUGAUUUGUCUGAUGAGGUGUGACCCAGGCAAGGGUUAGCUGGUAUUGUCCAUCAUUAUGUAAACACCAUUUUCAACCAUGUCAGACAAAACUUCUACAUAUGUAAAUCUGUUUUUUUUUCAGACAAAAGACUGUUGUUAUUUGACAUUUAACAUUCCUUCAUACUUACUAGGACCUUAAUUAAUUCUGUGCUGAUACAAUCAUGUGUCUUUUUUUUUUUAAAUAAUCAAAUGAGAUUGUGAAAUGUAUACUUCUUCCCUUUUAUAAAGUUAAUUUAAUAUUUUUUUAAUGUCCCUAUGCAUAUAUUUUUUCAUCUUUUGUUUUACUAGUCACAAUGCUAAAGUAAAAGCUAAAUAAAAUAUAAAGGAAUUAUAAUAAUUCUGUAAAAUCACAAGCACUAGUAGUAACUUUUGUGUUUAGUUUCAAUGGAAGUAGUUAAAUACAUUUCAUUCAAGUCGUUACAUUUCAAUUGUUUGCUCAUCACUGUAACUGUGUGGGAUCAUGUUUGAGAUAUUUGCAAGAGACAUUGUAUGUAUCACAGGAUCUGAUGUUUGUCAAUAAAAACUUGCGUUUUUAAUUUC